Messenger RNA from Malaya genurostris, 2421 nucleotides. Its product is annotated as interaptin-like. NCBI's taxonomy places the organism in Eukaryota, Metazoa, Arthropoda, Insecta, Diptera, Culicidae. The record is from RefSeq and is a predicted model, not a curated record. Bases 471 to 2039 code for a protein of 522 amino acids. The transcript is spliced from 2 exons.
CUUCAGUGUUUUAAUGAGAGUAUGGCCUUUAUUACGGGUAUCACUACACGGUGAAAAUCGAGUGAAGUGAAUGUAGGUCUUGGUCACGAAAGUCGCUUCAGAGAAAAAAGUAAUAACUUAGAUGAGCUUGUUGUUAUGACGAACGUCAAAUCACCAAAAUUUUUUUGGAAAAAAUGAUUUUUUUACUACAGAGAUUACUUCAUUGAGCGUGAUACUGGUAAUACGGAAAAUCAAGUGAAGUGACAUAAACGAAAAAAUUCUGCGAGCAGCUCAAAUUGGAAGAACGACGGGUUUUACAAGAAGCAAGGGAAACACAAAAGUUGUGUCGCAAGCUAGACGAGCUCAAGAUCGGAGUUCAGGAUAUUAUCGAUCAGAACAUCGCACACACGCUUACCGCAAUCCAAGACCAGAGUCUCCUGCAUUAUCAGAAAGAGGCUCAACGUGAACAGAAACGCCAAAAGAUCGGUGUAAUGAAAGACCAGUUGCAGAGGUAUCAGGAAAUUAAAGAUCACAUCGAGAAAUCCAAGGGAGAGUUUAUGCUGCGACAAGCCAAAGCAGAGCUGGAAGCAGAACGCAGCAAGUAUGAAAAGUCUCGUGCCGAAAUAAACGCUAUAUGGAAGGUACGGCGAGUUCGGGAACAGCGGGAGUGGAAGGAAAUUACGACGAUGUUUGUACAGAUUGCCGAACUGCAUGUAGCCAUUAGGGCACGCGAAAAAGAAAAUGCUACCAUCACCGAGAACAACGACCUGAUGAAAGCCAAAAUAGUCCGUCUCAAAGAGGAGAUCGAGCAAAAACGCAUACAAGACGAAGAAGAAAUGAAACGCCGCGAAGCUGAGAUGCAAGAACGUAUCAUGAGGCCCAUGAAGAUUGUACACGCAGAGAUUCCGCCUAGUUCGUUCAAAAAUCCAAACGAUUUUCCGGCACUCGCAGAGAAGAUCGAAAUCACACGACGGUCAUAUGAAAAUAUCUUCAAACGUCCGGAAUACGUCGAAUUGCGAAAACACAAAAGAAAGAACAAAUCGAGAGCUGUGACGCAGUUGAACUUUCCAUCGAAACUGGCGCCGCCGAAUCCAAUUAACAAGUUUUCUGUGUCAGAGAAAACCCACAAUAGUCAACCAACUCAGGUUGCGAAAGACUGUGGUCAGGAAGAAGUAAGCACAAAGAAGGAGAAAUCUUCUGCCAUCAUUAAACCCAUUUCAACUCCAACUGCGAAACAAGUGCAGUUUGUCACAGAGAUGCCUGAACACAGUUCAAAAUCAUUACAUUCCGCUAAGCGUAAAACAGCAGAUCAUAAUUCAAGCAGCAAAGCAACACUUCCAACUUGUCAUGUGCAAAGUUCGAAACGCUUCAAAUCGUCGAUGUCUCAGCCGGAAUCUAUCAAUUUUGGAAAUAUCCGAACGCAAGAUGAGCAACGAUCAGCUAACAAACGUAGGACAUCACGUGAAACGCGACAUACUCCGGAUCAGAUGCCUUCUACUACGAAAAACCAGAAGACUAAAUUCAAACAUACCUUGCUUGACGAUAAAGAGCCUGAUGUUCUGAAUUCACAGAUCGCCUCCAAAGAAGAGAAUUCUGUGACCAGUCAGCACCAAUCAAACUCUCAAAAAAUGCCUCUUCAAGAAACUGUUAUCGCAUCGUGUUCGGGGCGUCAACCCGAACAACAGGAAAAGAAUCAGCCAUCGAAUCCGCAGAGUGUCCCGUCCGAUACGGGCCAUGAAGCCAAGGAAAUUAAUUCCCCAACCUUGCUCCAGCAAGCAGAUCCAGCAUCUUUCGAUGCUGUCAGUUUGACGAGUAGCACAUCUUCCUUUGAUUUGGAAAAUGGUGAAACUAACAGUGACUUUGAUUUUACACUUUCUCCAACCUGCGAUGCAUCAACGCGCGAUCCGAAUAAUGGUCAAGCUAGCGAUCUAGACUUCGACUUUUUGAAUUCCCCACCGCAACAACAACAAAAUUCCCUGAAAACAUCGCAAAGGAAACAGUCGGAAGAGUUUGAUUUCCUUAGUUGUGAUGACAGCGGUACUGGAUUUGACUUUUUCUAAUCAGAAGAAUCUGAGGCUGUGUGAAUCUUUGCAGGCUAUGUCAUGCAUAGUUUGUUGAAAGAAAAGAAAUGAAUUUCCCAGUAUUUUCCAGUGCAUUAAUGAAAAACUUGUGCGGAAUAAUUAGUUGUAUAUUUACUGUUGGAAACAGUAAUCCAUUCCGUAAUGUAUGAAUUCCUGUAAACAAAACUUUGUUAAAUUUUAUAUUAUAACAAACAUGAUGUUAUUAAGAUGAUGUAAUCUUAUCAAUUUAUAAAAUAUAUGCAAUUCAACUGAGAUAGUAGGGUAUGGCGUUCAGAUACCCUUCACGGUAAAAGUAAUCGUCACCUAACAAAUUUUUCCGUUAAGCAUUAUCAGAAAUAAUAAUUCAUGCGUGUUGUGACCU